UUGCUCUGCAGAUUCCAGAUAUGCCAACAUCUCCCUCCACAGUCUGACCUCCUUCAUUAGCUCAGUUUCGUUUUCAUAAUAGCUUUCCUGUGCGAAGCUCUGCGAAGGCCUGGCUCUCCCCAGCAACAGCUGCAUCCCAGGGCCACUUCACCUUCGGGCGCUGCCACGUCAGACGAUGCCCGUUGAGCCUGGGCAGGCCUUGGUCCUGCUGCCCCCGCUGGCCAAGGCAGGGGGCCCCCUGCUCCCCGGGCCUGAUGCCACCCCACACGGGCAGCUUUCCAGCCCCGAGGCAGCACGCCAGCUGUUCCGGCAAUACCGGUACCAGGUGCUGUCCGGGCCCCAGGAGACCCUGCGGCAGCUCCGGAAACUGUGUUUCCAGUGGCUGCAGCCCGAGCGGCACACCAAGGAGCAGAUCCUAGAGAUCCUCAUGCUGGAGCAGUUCCUGACCAUCCUCCCCGGAGAGAUCCAGAUGUGGGUGCGGAAGCAGAGCCCUGGCAGUGGGGAGGAGGCCGUGAGCCUGGUGGAGAGCCUGAAGGGGAAUCCCCAGACACUGUGGAAGUGGAUUAGCAUCCAAGUUCUGGGACAGGAACUGUUACCAGAGAAAGAGGAAUCUGUCAGGUAUCAAGUUGGGGAAGUCGAACCACAAGUUGAAGCAGUGCCUCAGGACCCGGGACUUCAGAAUUCCCCUCCCAGGGCUGGGAAUCCCCUGAGCCACGUUGUGAAAGAGGAGUCUGACACGGAGCAAGGACUGGUGGUGACUGCUCCUCAGCUUCCCGCUCAGCCUGGUGAAAGGCUCAUUAGGGACCAAGACUUUGGAACCUCACUUCUCCAAGCAACUCCUCAGGAACAGUGGAGGAACCUGGACUCCACUCAGAAGGAGCAGUACUGGGACCUCAUGCUGGAGACCUAUGGGAAAAUGGUCUCAGGAGGCAUUUCUGGUUCUAAGCCUGAUCAAAACGACUCAGCAGAAUAUGGGGAAGAACUCGCUGGGCUGCACCUUCAUGUCAGUGAGAAGAUCGUAAGACCCCCCUGCAUAGGAGAUAGACAAGAGAAUGACAAAGAGAACCUGAAUUUGGAAAACUAUGGGGACCAGGAACUUCUGGAAGCCUCCAGUCAAGCCUUAGGAGAGGUACCUUCUCAGACUUCCUUUGGUGACCUCUUCAGAGAAGAUGAAUCAAGAUGUUUUGGAGAAGAAAAUCCUUCCCAAGCUCCGGAAAACCUUCAGGGGGAGGCAUCAAGGGAACAGCUCUCUUCUCAGGAGAGGAAUUCUGGGAGGCAGCUGGGCCUGCACUUGCCUAAUUCUCAUCCAGAAGAGUUCUCCAUGCUGUGGCUGGGGGAGAAGAGAGAGGUCUCCCCGAAAGGGCAGCUCAGAGCGCCCAUGGCCCAGAAACUCCCUACCUGCAGGGAGUGUGGAAAGACCUUCUAUAGGAAUUCUCAGUUGGUGUUUCAUCAGAGAACUCACAUUGGUGAGGCGUACUUUCAGUGCCCCACCUGCAAAAAAUCUUUCCUGCGAAGUUCAGACUUUGUGAAACAUCAGCGAAUCCACACAGGAGAAAAGCCGUGCAAGUGCGACUACUGUGGGAAGGGGUUUAGCGACUUCUCGGGACUGCGCCAUCAUGAGAAAAUCCACACGGGAGAGAAACCCUAUAAAUGUCCCAUCUGUGAGAAAAGCUUUAUUCAGAGAUCCAACUUUAAUAGACAUCAGAGGGUUCACACAGGAGAGAAACCUUAUAAGUGUUCUCGCUGUGGGAAAAGCUUCAGCUGGAGCUCAAGCCUGGAUAAGCAUCAGAGGUCCCAUCUGGGAAAGAAGUCUUUUUCAUAGUCCAACUUCACUGUCCGUUUCCUAUUAGUUGAUUCAUUUAAAAGUACUUAGUUUCAUCUGCAAAAAUUGCAUCUCUUAGAGGAUUUCUUUUUUCUUUUUAAUGG
Messenger RNA from Sorex fumeus (smoky shrew), 1926 nucleotides. It is a transcript of the gene ZNF18, whose product is annotated as zinc finger protein 18. The transcript has 7 exons. The record is from RefSeq and is a predicted model, not a curated record. Bases 176 to 1822 code for a protein of 548 amino acids. Gene Ontology annotation, biological process: regulation of transcription by RNA polymerase II. NCBI's taxonomy places the organism in Eukaryota, Metazoa, Chordata, Mammalia, Eulipotyphla, Soricidae. Gene Ontology annotation, molecular function: DNA-binding transcription factor activity, RNA polymerase II-specific; RNA polymerase II cis-regulatory region sequence-specific DNA binding.